This is a messenger RNA of Mycena indigotica, 1104 nucleotides long. RefSeq names its product Brix domain-containing protein. The record is from RefSeq and is a predicted model, not a curated record. NCBI's taxonomy places the organism in Eukaryota, Fungi, Basidiomycota, Agaricomycetes, Agaricales, Mycenaceae. Gene Ontology annotation, biological process: maturation of 5.8S rRNA; maturation of LSU-rRNA. Gene Ontology annotation, molecular function: rRNA primary transcript binding. The transcript has 6 exons. Gene Ontology annotation, cellular component: preribosome, large subunit precursor; nucleolus. The coding region runs from base 1 to 1104 and encodes 367 amino acids.
AUGUCGACGCGAUUUGAGCCCUCGACGAUCAAGAACAAGAUAAAACGGGAGGAGAUUGCCAAGAAGGCGAAGAAGGCAAAGUCGCAAGAUAAACUGCAAAAACGACUAGCUCGAGCCAAACUGGAGGCUGAGGAUCCUGCUGCCAAAAAAAAACGACUAGCGGAGAAUGUACCUCGAACACUCGACAACAUGCGAGAAUUUGACCCAUCGUUUCUUACCGCGGACCCAUCUUCAUCUUCGACACAAGAGCAGAUAGCUGAAGACAUGGCAGCAGACCCAUUUGCUUCUUACUUCUCUGGAGAGACAGACCCAAGAGCUCCGCCAAAAAUUCUGAUAACAACGUCGCCCAAAGCGUCCAAAUCGACAUAUGACUUUUGUGACGAGUUGGUCGGGAUAUUCCCUGGAGCAGAGUUCAUUCGUCGGAAGAAGGGCAAAGGGUUCGAGAUGGGGAGGAUAGCGGGCUGGGCGGCAGGGAGAGGAUAUAAACAUAUGUGUGUGGUGAAUGAAGAUCAAAAGAAGCCAAAUGCUAUAACUCUCAUCCAUCUUCCAAACGGACCCACUGCGUAUUUCAAACUGACCUCUGUGCAGCUAACAAAACAAAUCUAUGGCCAUGCCAGAGCAACCCCACACGACCCCGAACUGGUCCUCAAUGGAUUUGUAACCCGACUAGGUCAUGCUGUCGGUCGGAUGUUCCAAACUCUCUUCCCGCCUCUGCCUGAAUUUCAGGGCCGACAAGUCGUCACACUUCACAACCAGCGCGAUUUUCUAUUCUUUAGGCGCCAUCGAUACGCGUUCCGCUCGACUGAGAAGGUCGCGCUGCAGGAGAUUGGGCCACGGUUCACGCUCAAACUACGAUCAUUACGCAAAGGAAUACCUGCCGUCCAGCAAUUUGGCAAGGCUCCCGAGCCUCUCUCGAUUGAGGUGGGCAACAAGGAGGGAGGCGAGGAGGAUACGCCGGAGCAAGAAGAUGAGCCAGAAAUAACGGAAUCUACGCCACCUCUGGAACCACCGGUGCCAACACCUGUCGUCCCACCGCAGACAGACGAAUUUCUGUGGCAGUGGAAGCCGGAGCUAGAAACGACGAGAAAAACGUUCUUCUUGUAA